Messenger RNA from Branchiostoma belcheri (Belcher's lancelet), 1238 nucleotides. RefSeq lists its product as uncharacterized. The transcript is spliced from 5 exons. Bases 141 to 674 code for a protein of 177 amino acids. The record is from RefSeq and is a predicted model, not a curated record. NCBI's taxonomy places the organism in Eukaryota, Metazoa, Chordata, Leptocardii, Amphioxiformes, Branchiostomatidae.
GAAAUGGAAUAUUCCAGUCCCAAAGUCAUGGGUUACAGGGCAGGUUUGCCACACCAUUUACCAAGAAACUCCCAACCCAGUGAACACGACCACUAAAGAAAGACUCAGGGUACCAACAGGACACAUCAGUAAGCGUGAAGAUGGCCCUAGGACGGACUUGUGUCACUUUGGUGUUACUUUUGGUCGUGACAACAUCAAAGGCGAUGCCACGGAAGGACGGCCUGUGUGUGCUCCCGUAUGUCCUCAGAGGGGUUACACCGACCGACUACCAAGAGGACGAAACGGGAGAAAACAUAUGUUCUACUCCGAAAUACCGUCUGUUUGGCGAUCUCUGUGUCAGGUUACAUCUAUUUGGAAGCUAUUCAAAACUUGUUGAAAUGGAUUUUACAACAGCAACGAAGUAUUGCGAGAUACAGAACGCAAGUCUCGCAACCAUGAUAGAUCUUUCCAACCCGAAUGUCAUGAAGGCGGCAGAGGAGUUCAUUAAAGAGGAAGGGGCGAUUCGUGAAUUGUUGAUGGCGGAUCACGAUAGCUGUGUGUUUCUGAACCCUGACGCACCCUGGGGACUGCAGUUCACUGCAUGUCCCUGUAACGAGAAACGCAACAAGAUGAUCUUCUGCAAGCUUCCGUGUGGCCAUGCGCACGAGGCUACAGGCCACAACGACACUCACUAGCGGCGGAAAGCGAUUCUGCAGUUAAUGGUCAAGGGCUGGGAAUGAAAUUGAAGUUUCGCAGUGCCUACAGAAAGGAAUGAAAAUUAAAAGCAUAUUAGAGGGAAAAAGAUUUAAGUAGAUGUAGAGCUUAGCGACAGUGCCCAGAUCUACAGGGCGGAGAUACAUUUGUGCUGUAAAAGGAAAGAUUAGACCUGUUUUGGACGUUUUGCUAGACUUUCAUGCCUAACCAUGGAUAGGCCAGGGUACUCAAGGAAAUAUUAAAGCCCACAAGAAUAGAAAGCCCGACAAGAUACCGAAAAAUGAUUUCAAAGACGUCUAAGACAGGCCUAUCCUCUGCUUGGAGAGUACACAUUUAAGCGACGCAGGUGAUACUGGAUUAUUGUAGUAGUGUGUGUAACGGUGGCCAACUGUGAUCGUACUUCGACGAACGUAAGGAAGUAGAGAUCAAGUUAGUAGAGAUAAAAUCUAAGAUGAUGCCACUGUCUAGCCGCCUUGAAUGUGCAGGCUUGGAUUCGGAAGCUAUGUGAAAAUAUAGCGUGGACCAAUAAAAAACGAAAAUAAGAA